AUGCCGCACGCGCGAGUCUACUUCAAAGUCGAAGGCACCGAGAGCUGGGCCUGGGACUACUUCCACGACAGUGGGUCCAAGUAUAAGGGUGACAAAACACACCAUGAAGCCCGGUGCUUGGGCUGUAUCCGGGACCACGAGAAAGUACUCGAGGAUCAGCAGCGGGAGCGCCUCAAACUGGGCACCUUGCAGCCUGAUCGACUGAAGGAUACAGCAGCUCUUCGGAAAGAAGCCAUCCGGGCAACUGAGCCUAUCCGGGGAAGGGUCGACGUGAUGAAGAGGCAUAUCAAGAAGUGCGAGCUGGUCAAACAAGCGGCCAAGGACCGCCUCGCUGCCGAGGAGAUCGAGAAGCAGAGCGACGCGACGCAGGAGGAUGCCGAUUCCUCUGACCACCCCGCGACCGCUCGUCCUCCCGGCCCGAUCCAAACCCUAUUCAAGGUUGCAAAGAACAAGCCGUUUACUCCGGCGGCUCAGGCCGAGUUCGAGCGCGACUUCCUCAAGCUUCUCAUCGUCAUGAACGUCGCCAUGCUCGCUGCCAACGACCCCUACGUCAAGCACUUCUUUGAGAAGUACGUCCCGGGCGCGCGCCUGCCUGACCGGAAGCAACUCUCGAACCGCAUCCUCGACGACGAAGUCAACCACGUGACGGCGGCGGUCGCAUCCGAUGUGAAAGGCCAGUAUGCGACGGGUACCGUGGAUGGAUGGAGCACGAAGAAGGACGCCGUUCAGUGCACUGGGCUGAACGUUGGUGGCAAGGAAUACCCCGGUCGAAUCCACGUCACGACGGCGGAGCAGAAGACGUCCGCCAACCUUCUGCAGCACGUACUCAGUGAUAUCCAAUGGAUGGUCGCGACGCUUGGUAUCAUCAUUGUAGCUUGGUGUUGUGACUCGGGUGGCGACUCGCGAGGUCUCCGGCCUCUCCUAGUUGCUCUCAUGCCUUGGAUUCUUGCCAUACCCUGCUGGGGGCAUCAGCUCAACCUUGUUGUUUACAAUUAUGUGCACCGUGCGGGCGACUGGAUCUCGGAGACGCUAAGCAAGUGUGCCAUAAUAAUCAACUGGUUCACAUCACAUAAACGCGCGCUGUCGAUGCUCAUGGAAGAGGAGCGGAGGAGUCCGGAGCAGUGGACUCGGCUGAAGACCUUCAUCCGGGCUGUCAUCACGCGAUGGACAACCCACUACUUGUCGGUCAGACGGAUGGCAGAGCUCCGGGAGGUACUGCAGGUGCUUGCCAUAGUGCGCCGCAGUCAGUUGCUUCUCGCAGGUGGCGAAAAGCAGGAGCAGAUUGACGCUGCUGACGGUGUAAUCAAAAUCGUUGAAGAUGGGUCAUUCUGGACGAACAUCGAUGUCCUCAAGCGAUACCUUGAGCCUCUUGCCAUUGCCGCAAACGUUGCUCAGGGCUCAUCGACCCGCUUGGACCACGUGCUAGUCACGCUCGCCUCGCUUCACCACGCGUACUCGACCAAGACCAAGUGUGGCGAGUACGACCGCCUCGAAGACAAUGCCAUCAUCAUCGCGAGCUUGGAGAAGCGCUGGGCUGCCUUGAAGAGGGACCAGGACUUCUACAUUAUCGCCGUUUUUCUCCAUCCCCAGUUCCGUGCACACUUCUUUGACAACGCAACGCACUCGCUCUCACGUGCGGGGCUUUACACGGUGCUCAAGCGUGUGUACAGGCGGGUCUUCCGUGUACCCGAAGACGAUGAAAUGCCGCCCGGACUCUUCGAGAGCUACUGUCAAUACUACGAUGGGACAGGGCGCUAUACGAGUGAGGGCUUCUCUCUACUAGUUAAGUUGGCCUUGCGGCAUGCACGAGACCUGCGAGUGCGCAGUCAGGCUGACCCAGCCGUAUACAGAAAAUUCCCAAUUUUGAAGAAGCCGGCGACGUGCAUAUGA
Molecule: messenger RNA, 1890 nt
Organism: Schizophyllum commune H4-8
Lineage: Eukaryota; Fungi; Basidiomycota; Agaricomycetes; Agaricales; Schizophyllaceae
Exons: 6
Coding region: 1-1890 (629 amino acids)
Source: RefSeq, a predicted model, not a curated record